Molecule: messenger RNA, 549 nt
Organism: Symbiodinium sp. CCMP2456
Lineage: Eukaryota; Dinophyceae; Suessiales; Symbiodiniaceae
Source: the annotation of a GenBank genome assembly
GAAGAACGGCCCAGCACUCGUGAAGGAGUUCUAGCUCUGUUACGUCACGGCACUGACAGUGUCACCAACAUGGAUGUCAGGGAACUGGAUGAGGACUACUCCGCCCGCAUGGCCGAGUCAGUGUCAAAGGCUAUCCAGCGCCUCGCAACACCACUGGGCUCUUCGGAGCCCAAGGAGGCUUGCGUUGCUGCGUUUCGCAGCAACCUCUGGACAGUGGCCUCAGACGGCCGCCGGGCCAGUGGGAAGUGCGUUGCCAUCCUUCAGCGCUCCUUUGUCAGUGUCCGAGUCCUGUUCUUGGACCGCGCGCAUCAGAUUAGAAGGGCAUCCCUGCCAGUGUCACUCCAACAGACUUUACAAGACUAUUGGAAUGACAUUUUCGGCAGUGUCGGUGUCAAACAUGCGCUGGUGCCGGACUUGCAGAACUCUGACCAGUGGCGCCUGAGGUUUCAACUGCUCCAGAAGGAGGUCAGUGUCAAUGGUUCUCAUUGUGCCAGUGUCGCCAGUGUCAACAAGGCCGUGCUGACAUUGUCGUUCGCGCGCCAGCUUUGA